Molecule: messenger RNA, 1803 nt
Organism: Pistacia vera
Lineage: Eukaryota; Viridiplantae; Streptophyta; Magnoliopsida; Sapindales; Anacardiaceae
Product: serum factor response D
Exons: 1
Coding region: 312-1772 (486 amino acids)
Source: RefSeq, a predicted model, not a curated record
AGCACAGCACCAUCAUCAUCCUCCGUGGGGUGUUUAUUAUUCUCUGCUCUUAAUUAAAUUCUUUCCCUUUUGUUUGUGUUCAAAGACAAAGAGCUUUCUGUCUUGUUGUUUGCAGAUCAGAAGGCCUUAAAGACAUGGGUACUUUCUGAUCCUCAGCUCUCUCUUCCAGAAGAUCUCUCUCCUCCUUUUGUUUUCUUGCUUUUAUAUAUAUAUAUAAAUAUAUAUACAUAUACUUAUACAUAUUGUUCUCUUCUUAAAUGAGUGUGUGUGAGUAAAAGCAAAAAGCAGAAGCAAAAUAUAUCUCUCUGGUUAUGGAUUCUGGAAAUAGUGGAAGUAUGCAAUCGUCAAGUGGGGGAGAUGAAGAGUAUGAUUCACGCGCUGACACCAUUUCAAGUUUUUUGAAUCCACCACCACCACAUCAGCCACCGCAGCAACAACUCCACCACCACCACAACCACCACCAUGCUUCUAUGUUUGACCCCUUGUCAAAUUACUUUGACACUUCUUCGAGAUCAUCCAACCCGAAUUCUCUGCUUAAUCUCGAUAUGGUUUGGCCCAAAACCUUAAGAUCUGAACCCGAUCUCGGCGGAGCCUUCAUGGCCGCCUCCUCCUCCUCCUCUUCUUGCACUCAACAACUCUUCACCAACCAGGCCGUUCUUCCACCGUCUAGAGCCAACACUUUCUCUCCUCUCCAUAAUCUUCCUCAUCAUCAUCACCAAACGGAGAGUGUUUCAAAUUUGAAUAUUGACAAAACCAACCCGAUCAUGGCCACCACCAACAACACCAACACCGGCGGAGGGGGCGGGAACAACAGUUUGGUGAGGAACCCGAAGAAGAGAUCUAGAGCUUCUCGGCGUGCACCCACCACUGUUUUGACGACGGACACCUCAAAUUUCCGAGCCAUGGUUCAGGAAUUUACAGGGAUCCCGGCGCCACCGUUCACCUCCUCGCCUUUUCCAAGAACCAGACUUGAUCUAUUUGGCACCUCUACUUCUUCUCUGAGAUCAUCAUCUUCUCAUUUAGAUCCUUCCCCACCUUAUCUUUUAAGGCCAUUUGCUCAGAAAUUUCACACUUUACCCCCUUUUGUUUCUCCUCCUUGUUCUUCAACUCCUUCCACUUCUUCUUCUUCUCCCUCCAUGAUUGACGCCAUAGCUGCUGCUUCUACUUCCACUAACCUCACUUCUGCAACUCCUAGCAAUAACAAUAACAACCAUAAUAACACUAGUAUCAACUACCAAAACCUACUCAACAUGAACAACUCCACCAUGCAAAACCCAAUUCUCAAUUUACAAUCCCUCCUUCAACCCCAAAACAAAUUCUCACUUUCAAAUUCCACCAUUCUUGCAAAUAAGCCUCAAGGGUCGCCGUCUUCGUUGGACAACAUGAAUCAUCAUCAUCCCUCAAACGAAGAAUCCCAUCUCAAGAUUGGUGUUUUAGAGGAGCUUGGUUUGAGCGGCCAUGGACAUCUCAACACAAACCUCAACAGCGGCGGUCUCCAAAACAUUGUGUCUUCAACUCCGACGUUUGAGAACGAUCAAGCGGGGGCGGCCGGGACGGCGAAUGAGAGUGAUCAUCAAGGCCUGUUGAGGUCACCAUUCAGUGGCGGCGGCAACAACUACAAUAACAACUCUCAGCAGCGAGUUUCCAACGGAAAAGUCAACACUUUCUCGGCUUCUUCUUCGGAUUUCCUCCGCGAGAAAGUCCAAGAAAAUGUCGGCACAACAACAAGAACCGAAGGUAUGGUGGAAUCAUGGAUAUGUUCUUCAGAUUAGUACAUGAAAACUCAUAUACAAAAAAAAAUAU